GAAAGCCAGCCACCCCUCUUGUCUCCUCGUGGGUGGAGGGUUUCACCGUGGAGCACUAAAGGACGCUCACUCAUUGAUUCUCCCACCGAAGACGGGUCAGACACAACGGGCUGUGAGCUAGGAGCUGGGAUGGUCGCGGAGGAGAUCGUGGUCUCCCUGUCUGGAGGAGCUCCAUGGGGCUUCAGACUGCAGGGAGGAGCUGAGCAGCAGAAACCUCUUCAGGUGGCAAAGGUUCGCAGACGCAGCAAAGCAUGUCGAGCUGGACUGAAGGAGCACGACGAGCUGGUUGCCAUUGGCGACCAGAUGUGUGCAGAGCUCAGUCAUGCUGAGGCCAUGAGUCUGAUAGACACACAGAGCGCCACGUUGAGCCUCAGAGUCAAAAGGGCCCCCUCUGGAUUCCACUCCUCAUCUUACUCUGGUCGCUCCGCAUCGCCUCGAUCCUCCAUGAGGGUUCUGUCUCCUCCUGCGAUUGAGAUACCCAAAGGCAUCACUUCCCCUCCUGACAGCGAGGCUUACUAUGGAGAAACAGACAGCGAUGCAGACACACAGUUGUGCACACAACGCCGCCAGCGUCGCACACCUCCUCAUGCACGCUCACCUGCUCGCUAUGACAACCAGGAAGAGGAGGAGACCUCAGAGAUGAGCGGGUAUGAGAGUGCUACAGAAGCAGGAGUUGCCCUGCAGGGUCAGUGGGAUGCUCAGUGUCUUGCCGGUGUUCCUCGCAGAGAGCUCGUCUACCAGCCUCUCCAGACAGACUGGACCACUCCUGCACACACCCCUCACACUCUGACCCCCCACACCCUCACCCCGACUCCCCCCGACCAGGUGGAGGCAGAGGGUGAGGGUGACAGCGGCUUCCAGGAGGCGGGGGGCUGCGUCGGCCUGGCCUGCCCGCCCCUCGUGUCUCCAGAGCGGGCUAAAGAGGCUCUGAUGUUGGGCUCCGGUAAACAUCUGGUGCCCAUGGUUGGACCACAGCAGACCCCUGUGAGCGACGAACUCUCCACCACUUACAUGGACAAAGCACGGCAAGCCAAGUUGCAGCGUGGGGAGAGUGUGGUGGAGAAACAGGUGAAAGAAGCUCGCACUAAAUGCCGCUCUAUUGCAUCCUUGCUGACUGAUGCUCCCAACCCCAACUCGAAAGGGGUGCUUAUGUUCAAGAAACGCCGGCAGAGGGCUAAGAAGUAUACACUUACCUGCUUCGGCAAAGCUGAGGGAGACAGAGGGGGUGAGACAGAGGGGGAAACAGGAGGAGAAACUGAAGAGGAAGGAGGGAGUUCUAUGCUAAGUGGUUCAGAAGUGGAUGAAGAGGGAUUCUCAGCAUCAUUUGACCCUACGUGGGACACUGGUUAUCUGGACCUGCUGGACAGGAGAAGCUCUGCUUGCCCAUCAACCACACCAACUACGCCAACAACACCAACAACAAAUCAGAGGCCAGGACUGGACAUCUCGGCUUAUCAGAGUCCAGGAGUUGUGACUUCUGUCAAUCAAAGCCCCGGGUUGGAGGUCUCAGAGUUGGAGAGUUCAGCCUAUCAGGGCUCACGACUGGACAGCAGCAUCCAGAAGCAGCCAGUCAGUAACUGCCCUGCACACAUGUCUCCUCCAGCUGUGGCUUUGACCAAUGGGGGAUCAGUAGCUGUCAGUCGGGCUAGCGUGGUGCUAAGCCCGCCCUCUCAGACACCCCUUCGGAGUCAAAAUAGGCAACAUGGCAACCCCAACUCUCCUCCUAACCCUGAUCUCAGCCCAGUAACAGACUCAUACAACACCAGCUUCAGUCCUAAUUCUGGUGUUCUGAACCGCACUGCUCGGCCCUUCACCCCAGGCCCGAUGCCUUCUCGUGCAACUGUAACCUCCGUCAUGUUUCGCCCUCCCCAACCCAAACCCACAGCCAUAACCAUGGCGACCAAGCCCACAGCGGCCGUCUCCAUGGUGACAAUCCCACCUACUCACCAUCCAUCAGGGCCAGAAGCAAGGAGAGCCGUGUCUAGCACCUCUUUGUAUAUCCCUCCAAGAAAUAACAACAGCAACACUCCGCCCUCUGUUAGCUCUCCCCCGUCAGCUCUCUCACCUCCCUCCUCUCUGUCUUCUACACCUUUUGCUCAGCCUCCAGCAUAUCCACAAACAUUUUCUCCUCAGCCUGCAGUGCAUGCUCCUCCGUCCAUCCCGUUCUCUCCUUCUGCAGCUCAAGCCUCCCUGGUUUGUCCAUCACCUGCUCAACCCUUCUCCCCUCCACCUCCUCCUCCAUAUCUCAUUCCUUCUACUCCAGCUUAUCCACCUCCUUCUGACUAUAUGUCCCCUCCUCCCAUGUGCCCACCACACCCCCCUGAUUUGACUCAGGUUUCAUUCCCUGCCCAGCCCACCCAUCCUGCUCCACCUCCAUCCCAACCUUCUCCGUCUCCGUCUGUCUAUCCCUAUAAUAACAUUGCAAAUGACGUUCCUCCUGUGCCCAGUGCUGCUAUGGCAGCUACAUCAGCUUCCCAGGCUCCUGCAGCUGAUUCACUAGUGACUCGUGAGCAGCGCAUCUCGGUCCCAGCAGCUCGCACCGGCAUCCUGCACGAUGCCCGUCGCCGUAGCAAUAAGAAACCGAUGUUCAGUGCAGUCCAGAACAAAGAUGUAUCUCCAAACCCGGACUUGCUGUCGAUUAUCCAAAACAUGGAUGACCACUGUGGAAGAACAUCCGGUGCUGAAUAUGGAGUUGCACCCAGUAAUGAGGCUGGGCAUGAAUCGGGGCCUGAAGAGGACUGGUUGAGGCUGGGGGCUGAGGCCUGCAACUUCAUGCAGGCUCAGCGGGGACCCAGGCCACCUCCUGUAGCACCCAAACCUCAAGCCCCUCAGGUACCACAGCUAGCGGGAAAGGGAGGUCAGCUGUUUGCCCGCAGACAGAACAGGAUGGAUCGGUACAUUGUGGAGCGAUCUCCAUCUGUUGCCGCAGCCCCUUACUCUCCUGCCCAGACAAGGGAGCCCUCACCUACACCUUCCCUCCCUGCCACCUGGAAGUACUCGUCCAACAUCCGAGCUCCACCACCCAUCAGCUACAACCCCCUCCUCUCCCCCUCCUGUCCCCUGAAGGCCCAGAAGAAGCCUGAGGUGGUAAAGUCUGGAACAGCUGCAUCCAAAGGGAAGAAACCUGUCAUGAAGGAUGUGGACAUAAUGAGCCACCAGCCCUACCAGCUCAACUCUUCUCUCUUCAGCUAUGGAGGCGGGGUUCCCCAGGAAACCUCCGCCUAUCAGCAGCAGAAAGGAAAGACAUGUGGUGCUCAAAAGACGGCACGAGUCUACGAGGUAAAGCGCUUCUCGACACCACCUCCAACAGCCACAGGGCCUGCCCUUAAAGUCAUUGUUCCUCGAUCUGCCACGACACUCGGAGAACCAAUGUGGCGCUCUGAUGUGACGUCCCCUCCACCUGUUGCUAAUGCUACCCCCUACCAGCACCAUCAACCUCCACCCCAACCUUACCAGCCUCAGUGGGCCGCCUCUCCUCUAUCUCCCACAAUGCCUCCUGCCCCUUCUGCCCCACUCCCUCAGCUUCCCACCUUCACCUCUCCUCCAAACCAACUCCAAUCUCCUACUUUUUCCCACCCUCAACCCUCCAGCACUCCACAGGCCAACAGGCAGUUCAAGAGCGCCCCAGAUCUGAGUCCUCUGGGCCCCACUGGUGCAUCUCACCAGACGUCCAGCAGCACUCAGCCCACCAGGGUCCCCAGGCCCAGGUUCAGCACUUCCAAUCUGGGCCUGCAGCCUUGUGUCUGGCGUCCUGGAUCUACUGCGCACUGAACAGAUUCUUGUCUUGGACAUUGUAAAACAAGCCUCUAUGGGAACUUAGAGCAACGUUUUUUGAACAAGUGUUUUUGGCAUUGCGUUAUUGAUACUCAAGGCUGCAGCUAAGGUGUUUAUCGGCCACAUGUUUUAUCACAAGUACACACGUGUAGCGGUUUUAUCACUUAAUCUUGUUGACUCAUUUAUCCAAUGCAGUAACUAAAGGGAACACUGUGUUUUGAAAAGGAAAUGUAGUGUGUAAACCUGAGAAAUGAUGAAGAAAUGGAAAUCAACUAAAGACUGAAAGGUCAGAAAGAGAUGUUGGGGAAACAAAGAUCUGUAAAUAUUGUAUUGAAUGAUGAAGAAUUGAGUGUAAACAAAAAAAGAAGAGCAGAGGAUGUGUAAUGAUGAGACUGAGGAUGGCAAAAAGAUGAAAAGAAAAGCACAGGGAGCACAGAUGUAGUGACACAGUAGAUAAAAUGUCUGAUAUGUGUGAAAGGUGCAGAUUUGACUUCACAAUCUGUAAACAUCCAACAAUACCUGUUGCUAUGUAGCAGUAUCAUAGUAGAAAAGUUGCAUUACUAGCGGUCAGAAGCUACCACUCCUCCUCCUGUUAGAGAUAUUCUAAGGAUUUGUGUUUGAUCGUGUUGAGUGUCUUUUUGUAGUUGCGCUCUGUGUGCUUUGUUUUCAGUAGUUUUUCAUGAGGUGAGGAGCACAGCUGUCACGAAGACGGGAAAAAAGCCUUUUACAGUAGACUUGAUUUCUCAUCUGUUGAUAUGAAACAAGAGCGGUAUAACAUGUCUGUUUAGCUGUGAUCCUUUUCCACAAAGACAUGCAGCCGGAAUAAAAAUAGACAUGACUCA
This is a messenger RNA of Amphiprion ocellaris (clown anemonefish), 4616 nucleotides long. It is a transcript of the gene synpo2lb, whose product is annotated as synaptopodin 2-like b. Gene Ontology annotation, cellular component: nucleus; actin cytoskeleton; Z disc. Gene Ontology annotation, molecular function: actin binding. The coding region runs from base 130 to 3771 and encodes 1213 amino acids. NCBI's taxonomy places the organism in Eukaryota, Metazoa, Chordata, Actinopteri, Pomacentridae. The transcript is spliced from 5 exons. The record is from RefSeq and is a predicted model, not a curated record. Gene Ontology annotation, biological process: positive regulation of actin filament bundle assembly.